AGUUAGAACAUAUAUACAUUUUAUUUGAACCCUUACACUUAUCUUUAGGGUCUCUAACCUUCCCCUUUCACCUUCUCUCCGUUGAUUCAAGUAUCGGAAACUUCCAACUCUCUCUGUCCUCUCCCUAUCUUACAAGUUAGCCUCUCAAUGUAACUUUCCAGCAAAGCGCUCAAUCACCUUCAGCAAAAGACCUUCAACAAAUUUCAAAAGCCUACGACUUAAACCAAUAAAAUUGGUUUCGGGUUUGCUCAAUUAAGAAGAGGAUUUGAUUUGAUUUCUGUUAACAGUAUUUUUCAUUUAAAAAUCUUCAAUCCAUUUUUUUGGAGUUUAAAAAAUUCAUUGAGCUUGGACUCAAUGACAAUCAAUGAUUUGAAGGCGCCUGCAAGAUCUUUUGAUCAAGUUCAGGGAUUUGAAUCCUUCCAUCUUCCGUCUGGCAGGGAGUAAGUUCCUAAGAAGAUCGGACGGUCGAAAUAGAGAGUGGAGGUUUCGUGGCGGCUGAGUUAUUUAGGUAAUUUUAAUGAAAGAGGAACAUCCGCUGAUGCUAAGAAGAAGAUGGGAGGAGUCACGUCGUCGAUCGCCGCCAAAUUCGCUUUCUUCCCGCCAAAUCCACCGUCGUACACAGUGGUAGAGGACGAGUCAUAUGGUGGUCGGCUUUGCAUACCGCAGGUACCGAGGAGGAACGACGUGGACGUCCUGAAGCUGCGCACGGGCCGUGGAAACGACAUCGUUGCCGUCCAUAUAAAGCACCCGAAAGCUUCCGCUACUCUCUUGUAUUCUCAUGGAAAUGCCGCUGACUUGGGACAAAUGUUUGAGCUUUUCGUCGAGUUGUGUAAUCGCCUUCGAGUUAAUCUUAUGGGGUAUGAUUAUUCUGGCUAUGGACAUUCAACUGGAAAGCCAACUGAGUGUAAUACUUAUGCAGACAUAGUUGCAGCAUAUAAGUGUCUUAAGGAACAGUAUGGAGUUAAAGAUGAACAAUUAAUAUUAUAUGGUCAGUCUGUUGGUAGUGGACCUACUGUUGAUCUUGCUUCUCGUUUGCCAAAAUUGAGAGGCGUGGUUCUACAUAGCCCUAUUUUGUCUGGCAUGAGAGUAUUGUACCCUGUCAAAAAAACAUACUGGUUUGACAUUUAUAAGAAUGUUGACAAAAUUGGAGCAGUGAACUGUCAAGUUUUGGUAAUUCAUGGAACAGCAGAUGAAGUUGUGGAUUGUUCCCAUGGUAAACAGCUUUGGGAGCUUUGCAAGCAAAAGUACGAUCCUUUAUGGGUAAGUGGUGGAGGACAUUGCAAUCUUGAGCUCUAUCCAGAAUUCAUUAGACAUCUGAAGAAAUUUGUGUUAUCCCUAAACAAAUCAAAAGCGGCCACAAAUGGUUCUGAAAAAAUAGCGGUAAACUGUGACUGUCAGAGCAAACUAUCCGAUGGUGGAACUUCGGAAACUUUUGAAUUGGGUGCUGACCUUCCACAAGUUUCUAGAAACAGCUUAGAUAGUCGACUUGAGAAGUCUAAGAAGUCAAGUAAGCCUGAGAAGUCUCGAAUGAGCACUGACCAUGUUGAUAGGUUUAGGAGAAAAAAGGGCUUAGCUUGGUGAUUACUUACAUGAAGAGCAUCUUAAAUAAAGUACGGGCAUCUAUCCACUUGAGGAGGUAAUUUACUUUAGACUUUUGCUUUUGUAAUGUUGCAUCAUAGUCCAGCAUAAGUUAUUGGAUUGAGUGUGAUUUUUCUCAUAAAUGUUAUAAUUUUUCUGUAUCAUCACAAAACAAGUCCAAUUAAGUGAAAAAUCUGACAUUAUAAAUUCUUCUGUAUAGACAACAGCCCCAAUGCUAAAUGAAAAUAUUCUAGUAGUUUUUGAUAUAAGGUUCUUUGAUCUGUGUGGUCCAAUCUUGGAAGUUUUUCUUGCAUUUUUUAGCAGGUUUUAGGAAGCUGGUGUUUAUUUGUGGUGGAAUGAAAUUCGAUCAAACUUUUUGUUAACUUAAUGUUAAAUUGUAAAUUGUUCAUGUUGAGACAGUGUGUGUUAUUUUCCAAUCAAAAUUGGUUGGUUCUGUAUGGAGUCAAGACUCAAGAGCAGUAAAAUCAGUACCUCCUUCCCUGCAAAUUGCGAUUGAAGUUUCUACUUGGUUUUUAACCGAUUUACAAAUAUGAAGGAAGAAAAUUUGGCUACGUUUCUAAGGUAAAACAUGGGAGGCUUUGUGUGAUGAUUUCUGAUCGUCUUAACGUGGACUCAAUGAUGCCUACGACCGUCCAAAAAAAUCCGAGAAUAUAUCAUGGCAUAACCUAAAGCUUGGGGUUUUGCUUAGUAAGUAAUGUAUUCAUUAUCCAAGGAGCAGUAAACACUGCUAAGGGCAAUUACAAUGGUGUGCAACAGUUACUGUACAAACAUUUCUUUAUUCAACUUCCAUCUUUCUCUCAGUAUUUGAUUAACUCGAU
Molecule: messenger RNA, 2417 nt
Organism: Durio zibethinus
Lineage: Eukaryota; Viridiplantae; Streptophyta; Magnoliopsida; Malvales; Malvaceae
Source: RefSeq, a predicted model, not a curated record